Messenger RNA from Megalobrama amblycephala (Wuchang bream), 1333 nucleotides. It is a transcript of the gene elac1, whose product is annotated as elaC ribonuclease Z 1. The record is from RefSeq and is a predicted model, not a curated record. NCBI's taxonomy places the organism in Eukaryota, Metazoa, Chordata, Actinopteri, Cypriniformes, Xenocyprididae. Gene Ontology annotation, cellular component: nucleus. The transcript has 3 exons. Gene Ontology annotation, molecular function: 3'-tRNA processing endoribonuclease activity. Bases 127 to 1242 code for a protein of 371 amino acids.
UUCAUAACCCGGAUGUUGAUUGAGCACAUGCUUCAGUUGUGGCUCAGCUGGUUGUGGGGGGACGUUGGAGGUUUAUUUUAACAGUGUUAACUUUAUUUUCCCGUCAAAUGUGCACAAAACAGCAGAAUGUCCAUGGACAUUACGUUUCUCGGGACCGGAUCAGCAUAUCCGUCUCCUAAUCGCGGCGCGUCUGCGCUCGUGUUGCGGACUGAAGGGGAAAGUUGGCUGUUUGACUGUGGAGAAGGAACACAGACUCAGUUAAUGAGGAGUGCGCUCAAAGCAAGCAAAAUCACCAAAGUCUUCAUAUCUCACCUCCAUGGUGAUCAUCUCUUUGGUCUUCCUGGUUUACUGUGCACCAUCAGUCUGAACUCAAACCCCCAGCCGGAUCAGCCUCCUCCCUGCGUGGACAUUUACGGCCCGGGGGGGUUGAGACACUUCGUCCGUGUGGUGUUAGAGCUGUCCAGCUCCCAGCUGCUCUUCCCAUAUGCUGUGCAUGAACUGGAGCCGUCAGAUGACCAGUGUCCUGCUGAGGGGCGUCUCAGUCCUGCACUGACCUCCAGCAGCGAUACGCUUCACCCACAGGAGCGGCCCGGCAGAACCAUACGCCUGGACCCGGACACUGACUGCUAUGACCUUAUUGAUGACAAACAGUUUGUGGUUAAAGCAUUUAAGCUGUUCCACAGAGUCCCAUCAUUCGGCUUCUCGGUGGAGGAAAGAGAACGUCCAGGACGGUUAAACACAGACCUGUUGAAAGAACUAGGUUUGAAACCGGGACCUCUAUACGGACGUCUGAAGAACGGAGAGUCUGUGACACUAGAUAGUGGACGUGUGUUGACCGCCAGCGAGGUGCUGGAGCCGGCGCUGAAGGGCCGUAAGGUGUGUGUUUUUGGAGACUGCUGCGCGGCACUGGGGGACGGCUUUAAAAGGGCGUGUCAGGGGGCGGACGUGCUGGUGCACGAGGCCACGCUGGAGGACGGGCAGCAUGAGAAGGCAGUGGAACAUGGGCACAGCACUCCCAGCAUGGCUGCUGCGGUGGCGCUCGCCUGCGGGGCGCGCACGCUGGUUCUGCACCACUUCAGUCAACGCUACAAACCCGAAACGCUGCGGCGAGACGGCGAUGAGGACGUGACUGAGCUUAAGAGACAAGCUGAGCUCAUGCUGCAGGGGUCAAGGACAGAGGUCAUUCUCGCGGAAGACUUUCUCACGCUGCCUAUUGCACUCAAAAAGAAUUUGACACUGUAGUUCCUGUAAGACUUGAGUAUGGAUACAGUUUUUGGUGAUUAUAUUUUAAUUCAAGGAAAUGUUUUAAUAAAGUCUGUCAUUUUAAACACUG